AUGACACUUGAGAACUUCACUCUAUUUACUGACUUUGUCUUCUUAGGACUUUCUGGCAGGCAGGGUGUACAACAGGGGCUCUUUGUGUUCUUCUUCCUCAUUUAUGGUCUAACUCUCAUUGCUAAUCUAGAGAUGGUCUUGCUGAUCCAGCAGGACCCCAAGCUGCACACACCUAUGUACUAUUUCCUGAGUAAUCUGUCCAUCUGUGACAUCUGCUACUCUUCCAAGGUCUCUCCCAAGCUUCUGGCUGAUUUCUUGUCUGAACAGAAGAGGAUUGCUUAUAAUUUAUGUGCUGUACAAAUGUAUUUUUGGGGGGUCUUUGCAGAUGUAGAAUGUCUCAUGCUGGCUAUCAUGGCCUAUGACCGUUAUGUUGCCAUCUGCAAUCCACUACUCUAUACAAUUGCAAUGUCCAAGGAGGUCCGUAUGCAGCAUGUGGCUGUUGCCUAUGUGGUAGGCUUGGUGGAUUCAGCAAUCCACACAUGCUGCACAUUCCGACUGUCUUUCUGCAAUUCAAAUGUCAUCAAACACCUUUUCUGUGACAUUCCACCCUUGCUGGCCCUCUCCUGCUCAGACACAUUCAUCAGUGAAAUAGUGAUGUUCACGUUCAUUGGCUGUGUGGUAGGGUGCAGCAUUGUCACCGUACUUCUCUCCUAUUGCUACAUCAUAGUUACCAUCUGCAGAAUGAAAUCUACUGAGGGCAGAUGCAAAGCAUUUUCCACAUGUGUCUCCCACCUCAUGGCUGUGGCCAUCUUUCAUAGAACACCACUUUUCAUGUAUUUCAGACCCAGCUCAAGUUACUCCAUGGACAAAAUAGCGUCCUUUUUCUAUACAGUUGUGAUUCCUAUGUUAAACCCACUCAUCUACAGUUUAAGAAAUAAGGAUGUGAUGGGGACUCUGAAGAAGGCAAUCAGUAUUAGCAAGUGGCUUGGAUGA
Messenger RNA from Psammomys obesus (fat sand rat), 933 nucleotides. Its product is annotated as olfactory receptor-like protein OLF2. Gene Ontology annotation, biological process: G protein-coupled receptor signaling pathway; sensory perception of smell. Lineage: Eukaryota; Metazoa; Chordata; Mammalia; Rodentia; Muridae. The coding region runs from base 1 to 933 and encodes 310 amino acids. Gene Ontology annotation, cellular component: membrane. Gene Ontology annotation, molecular function: odorant binding; olfactory receptor activity; G protein-coupled receptor activity. The transcript has a single exon. The record is from RefSeq and is a predicted model, not a curated record.